AUGGCAUCAUCGCCAAAUCAUGGGCUGGGCCCCGCAGUCCAGGGGUCGCUCAAGAAGAUCGGCGAUACGCGGCCGGAUAGGCCCUCCACGAUCACAAUCACCGCCAGCGCAACAACGGUCUUUGUCUCGCCGUCCCAUCCGCAGCCUACGCAAUGCUGGCUGGGCUCAAUUUGGGGCGGCGCAGAGCUUAGGAAGGUCAACAAAGGGUAUAUGGUGCAAAUGAGCUUCGCUCUGAGCCAGUCGGACCUCGGGAGGAAGGGCCUCAUCACUGAUUACGACCUUGUGGGGCUGCGGAGCAUUUUCCUAUGCGGUGAUUCCAUGUCACCAGGUGAGUUGCAGAUCCUUUAUGUUUGCAAAAAUGCUUACGUUUUUGAUGGAGAGAAUAUUACUUGUGAUGAGAAUGGGAACAUCUAG
Diaporthe amygdali is the source of this 414-nucleotide messenger RNA. RefSeq lists its product as uncharacterized. NCBI's taxonomy places the organism in Eukaryota, Fungi, Ascomycota, Sordariomycetes, Diaporthales, Diaporthaceae. The record is from RefSeq and is a predicted model, not a curated record. The transcript has 2 exons. The coding region runs from base 1 to 414 and encodes 137 amino acids.